Gadus morhua (Atlantic cod) is the source of this 450-nucleotide messenger RNA. Its product is annotated as histone H3.v1-like. The record is from RefSeq and is a predicted model, not a curated record. Lineage: Eukaryota; Metazoa; Chordata; Actinopteri; Gadiformes; Gadidae.
AUGGAACAACAGCUAACUCUUAAUUCAGAUGGCUCAGCCUCCACCCACUCACCUAGCCUCCAACCACUCACCUGGCCUCCACUCACCUGGCCUCCACCCACUCACCUGCCUCCACCCACCUGGCCUCCACCCAUCUGGCCUCCACCCACUCACCUGGCCUCCAUCCACCUGAGGAGGAGGAGGAAGAGGAAGGGAGAGGAGGAGGUGGAGAGGAGGAGGAAGGAGGAAGAGGAGGAGGAGAAGGAGGAGGAAGAGGAGGAGGAGGAGGAGGGGGAGGAGGAGGAGGAGGAGGAGAGGGAGGAGGAAGAGGAGGAGAGGGAGGAGGAGGAAGAGGAGGAGGAGGAGAUGCGGCGAGGAGAGGAGGCUACUCCUGAUGACCUCAUUGAGGCCUGUAUUCACCACUACACCUCCUCUCUACGGUCUCUAUUCACCACUACACCUCCUCUCUAA